This is a messenger RNA of Ficedula albicollis (Collared flycatcher), 1142 nucleotides long. It is a transcript of the gene HPCAL1, whose product is annotated as hippocalcin like 1. The transcript is spliced from 5 exons. The coding region runs from base 129 to 710 and encodes 193 amino acids. Gene Ontology annotation, molecular function: calcium ion binding. The record is from RefSeq and is a predicted model, not a curated record. NCBI's taxonomy places the organism in Eukaryota, Metazoa, Chordata, Aves, Passeriformes, Muscicapidae.
CCGCCGCGCCCCCGCCGCCGCUCCAGGGCCGCCCGGGACCCCGCUCCGCCAGCCGGGUAAUCAAGCCCCGUGGACUUUCUCUGAAGAGAUUCCAAAAUAGGUGCUGCUGAACCCAGACCCAGAAGAGGAUGGGGAAGCAGAACAGCAAGCUACGCCCCGAGGUGCUCCAGGACCUGCGUGAGAACACUGAGUUCACAGACCAUGAGCUGCAGGAGUGGUACAAGGGCUUCCUAAAAGAUUGCCCCACGGGCCAUUUGACUGUAGAAGAGUUUAAAAAAAUAUACGCAAAUUUUUUUCCGUACGGCGACGCGUCGAAGUUUGCGGAGCACGUCUUCCGCACCUUUGACACCAACGGCGACGGGACGAUCGACUUUAGGGAAUUCAUCAUCGCCCUGAGCGUCACCUCCCGGGGCAAGCUGGAGCAGAAGCUGAAGUGGGCGUUCAGUAUGUACGACCUGGAUGGCAACGGGUACAUCAGCCGUGGGGAAAUGCUAGAAAUAGUGCAGGCAAUUUACAAAAUGGUUUCAUCAGUAAUGAAAAUGCCAGAGGAUGAAUCCACUCCUGAGAAGAGAACAGACAAGAUCUUCAGACAGAUGGACACAAACAAUGACGGUAAACUGUCGCUGGAAGAGUUCAUCAAAGGUGCCAAGAGCGACCCCUCCAUCGUGCGGUUGUUACAGUGCGACCCCAGCAGCGCGAGUCAAUUCUGAUAAUCGGACAGUGCGCUCAGAGAGUCCCGGCUCGUGUCCUUCAAGCUUUGCUCGCAAACGGAUGCCUUCUCAACCGUCCCUCACACUCGGCGGGUCAGACCCGUCGCCAGACCGUGUGUGCGUGUGCGUGUCCGAGCGAACCGGCCCCGGCUCCCCACUAACACCAGUGCAGCUCUCCCGCGGCAGCUCCGCCCCUGCUCCCCGUAACGUCACCGUUCACUCUGCACAUUUCAAACAUUCGUCGGAAGGUUUGUUUACAUGCAGCUACGAGAGAGUUCGAUGGCUGGUGAGAUACCACUUCACUUAGUCCGUGAGAAAGGUGAUGUUUCCAUAGUUCCCGAGAAGAUGCUAGGUAGGACUUUUACCCAAAAUAGCAGAUGGUAGAUAAUUUAUUUUGCUUCAGAAAUUACUAUGUUGAAAAAAUAAAUUAAA